AUGGAGGAGAACACGACAAUGAAUACAUGCUGGCGCAACACCCCAAGCCACAUCCUCCAAAAGAUCAUCACAGAAGUCGUCCUGACCCCACUCCGCCUUACAACCACCCACAGCGGCAGAGACAUGACCAGGGAAAGAGUACGAGCCGUGGACCCAGAGCACUGCAAAGAUGUCAUCGCCAUGUUCCAUCUCUCCACAACAAGCCGUCAGCACGCCAAAACCGUGUACCGAACCUCCGGCGCCCAGCAGAUCGUCCCGAGAGCCACCGUCCCCGGCUACCGUCGCCUUCCUUCACCACCGUACCUUCUCUCGCGACCUGGAUUCCUCUUCAUGGAGUUCGGAUGCGACUCCACUCGGCCGGAGACGCGAGGCACCACGCUGGCCCUCUUCCACGAGAUCCUCAGCCCGUUGAACACUGCUUUCGUCAAUGACCUCGCGUGGAUUGAGGUUAAGUCGACGGUUUGUCCAACUGCGCGCGCCAACUACCCGCACUUCAAGAGCAUGUUGCUUUCAGUCUGUGAGGCUGCGGCUGCGGAGAUUUGGAUAUUUCAGAGACGAAACGGUCGACCGAUGAUCACGGCAGCGACUUGUGAUAUUCAGAUUCGGAGCUUGGUGGUGUGGGAGAAGCUCUGA
This is a messenger RNA of Zymoseptoria tritici IPO323, 633 nucleotides long. RefSeq lists its product as uncharacterized. The transcript has a single exon. The record is from RefSeq and is a predicted model, not a curated record. Lineage: Eukaryota; Fungi; Ascomycota; Dothideomycetes; Mycosphaerellales; Mycosphaerellaceae. The coding region runs from base 1 to 633 and encodes 210 amino acids.